AUGACGGAAGUCCAGGCCCGCUCGAUCCCAUCAGCAAUGACGGGCCGCGACAUCCUCGGCGCCGCCAAGACCGGAUCCGGCAAGACGCUGGCCUUCCUGAUCCCGGCGAUCGAGUUGCUGCACAAGCUCAAGUUCAAGCCCCGAAACGGAACCGGAGUCGUGGUCAUCUCGCCCACACGCGAGCUUGCCCUCCAGAUCUUUGGCGUCGCCAAGGAGCUUCUCAAGUACCACAGCCAGACGUUCGGCAUCGUCAUGGGUGGCGCAAAUCGCAAGGCUGAGGCCGACAAGCUCACCAAGGGCGUCAACCUGCUCAUUGCCACCCCGGGCAGACUCUUGGAUCAUCUCCAGAACACCCAAGGCUUUAUCGUGAAAAACCUCAAGUGUCUGAUCAUUGACGAAGCCGAUCGGAUAUUGGAAGUCGGUUUCGAGGAGGAAAUGCAUCAGAUUAUCAAGCUCCUGCCCAAAGAGCGCCAGACUAUGCUCUUCUCUGCCACUCAGACCACCAAGGUCGACGAUCUGGCGCGCGUCUCGCUCAAAAAGUCGCCGCUGUACAUCAACGUGGACGAACACAAGGUUAAUGCCACGGCCGAGGGUCUGGAGCAGGGCUAUGUCGUGUGCCCGAGCGAGAACCGGUUCCUGCUGCUGUUCACCUUCCUGAAGAAAAACCUGAAGAAGAAGAUGAUUGUAUUCAUGUCCAGCUGCAACUCGGUCAAGUACUAUGCCGAGUUGCUGAAUUACAUUGACAUUCCCGUGUUGGAUUUGCACGGCCGCCAAAAGCAGCAGAAGCGCACAAACACCUUCUUUGAGUUUGUGAAUGCGGAGACCGGCAUCCUGCUGUGUACAGAUGUCGCGGCUCGUGGCCUGGAUAUCCCUGCUGUCGACUGGAUCAUCCAGUACGAUCCUCCGGAUGAUCCCAGAGAAUACAUUCACCGAGUCGGACGCACCGCUCGUGCUGGCGGUCGUGGCAAGGCUCUGCUUUUCCUGCUUCCCCAGGAGCUCGGAUUCCUGCGGUUCCUGAAGCAAGCGCGUGUACCGCUGAACGAGUACCAGUUCCCGUCCUCCAAGAUAGCGAACGUGCAGUCUCAACUCGAGAAACUGGUGGAGAAGAACUACUAUCUCAACAAGAGCGCCAAGGAUGGCUAUCGCUCGUACCUGCAGGCGUACGCGUCACAUUCGCUGAAGCAAAUCUUCAACAUCAACAACUUGGAUCUGCAAAAGGUUGCCCGAGCCUUUGGAUUCACUGUGCCCCCAAGAGUCAACAUCACGAUCGGGGCAAGCGGCAAGACGGACCGGAAGGAGCGCAAGGGCGGAUAUCAGGCCAAGAAGAAGCCCAACGAAGAGCACUUCAAGCGCAAGGCGGGGGGUGCUGAUGGUCGACAAUGGAACCGAUAA
Messenger RNA from Polychytrium aggregatum, 1392 nucleotides. Its product is annotated as P-loop containing nucleoside triphosphate hydrolase protein. Gene Ontology annotation, biological process: maturation of LSU-rRNA from tricistronic rRNA transcript (SSU-rRNA, 5.8S rRNA, LSU-rRNA). The record is from RefSeq and is a predicted model, not a curated record. Gene Ontology annotation, molecular function: RNA helicase activity; ATP binding; nucleic acid binding. Lineage: Eukaryota; Fungi; Chytridiomycota; Chytridiomycetes; Polychytriales. Bases 1 to 1392 code for a protein of 463 amino acids. Gene Ontology annotation, cellular component: nucleolus. The transcript is spliced from 5 exons.